AUGGCCACCUGCCUAAUCAAUGAUGAUACCAACCUGGCUACUCCGAACCAAGACAACAGACCCAAGCGUAAGAAACUAAACACCCCCAACUCUAAGUCUGACAGCGAAAGUGACUCAAAUGAUCCACAACUUUGUGUAAUGUGUGAAGUAAACUUUGAUGGAAGUGACUGUAAAUGUAUCAUUUGCGAUAUGUGUGAUCUAUCCUUCUGUCUGCCAUGUUCCAAAAUCCAAAGAGAACUUUAUGAUUGCAUAAUGAAUGAUUCCACUAACUCUGUCAAGGUCUGCAGUAAAAAUUUUCCAAGGUUCUGUGAGAUGAGCAGUAACUUGCGCAAAAUUGAAAAUGACAACAAAGAGAAAUUGAGAUUCAUUGAAGAAAAGAUAGAUAGAGUAGAACAGAGUGUACCCCAGUUGAUAAGUUCAGAAGUUAAGAAAUUGAGAGAGAAAGUCACAUCUGACCUGAAUCAGGAUAUUGAUUCACGUGUAACAAUUCUUGUCCAGCAGCAGAUGGAAGAAAAAGAUGAGCAAAGGAGAAGGGAGAACAAUAUGAUGGUAUUCAACAUUCCAGAAUCAAAUGCUAACAAUCCUGAAUACAGGAAACUAUAUGAUACUGAAAAACUGACUGAAUUUUUAUCUGUUAUAGGUUUAAAAGAUAUCAAAUUGACAACAGUUAUUAGAGUCGGAAAACCAGCUACAAACCACACUAGACCAAUCAAAGUCAUUCUAAACAGCUCAAAAGAACGAAGAGAAAUCUUCAAUGGCUAUCGUAAUAGAAGGGACAUCUUAAGUAAACACAGAUUGUACAACAAUGUGACACUGGCAAGGGACUAUACUCCUAAGCAGUGUGAUGACUAUAAGAAACUAAGAAGUGAAUUAACUAGAAGACUCGAAACUGGAGAAAAUGUCAUGAUCAGAGGCGGAAAGAUUGUGUAUGCAAACUUACGUGAGGCGCGAUCUGCAAGACCCACAGAAGAAGUACAGAAUCCCAUACAACUUCCAAAGCGUAUCAUACCAACUCCAUCCUUGAGUUAUCCCCCUACAACAAGCACACCACUGGCUACCAGAAGUAAAAAUAAACAUCCCAUUAUGCAGGAGAGAAAGAGACUGAUUUCUUACAGUGGGGACCUUAAUAAUGAUUCAGUAAAUACAGAUGAAGAGACUAUGAUAUACAGUGAAAGCUAUAUUAUGGAUGAAGUCUACCAAAAAUGA
Lottia gigantea (owl limpet) is the source of this 1206-nucleotide messenger RNA. RefSeq lists its product as hypothetical. The record is from RefSeq and is a predicted model, not a curated record. NCBI's taxonomy places the organism in Eukaryota, Metazoa, Mollusca, Gastropoda, Lottiidae. The transcript has a single exon. The coding region runs from base 1 to 1206 and encodes 401 amino acids.